AUGAUUCUAACUGAGAAGACUGUGAACUAUGGAUUUGAUGUUAAGUUGCUUCUUUAUUCAAUGCCUGAAAAAAAAUUAAACCGUGACCGUAAUGUGGGAGUUAAUGGAAAUCCAACUACUGUGAGAAACUCUUCUGGAGUGGCUAGUAAAAUAAAUCCCUUCAGAACUCCACCAUCUAUGUCUUUUCGUCUAGAUAAGCUUGCCAAGGAUGUGGAGCACAUUGGACCAUCUGACCAACCCUUUUUGAGACAACACAAAAAGGCAUUGCUUGAACUUUUAGAUCAAGUUGAAGAAACAAUUGGUGUUGAUAGUGAUAUAGUUUGUGAUAAAACCACUCAUUCCUUUAAAUCACAAGAUGGUAUUGCUAACGAUCUCCCUGUUAGAAUCAACCAUCUAGCUGAAAGUGAAUCACAUAUACCUAAGGAAGUUUUUGGUGAUUUCUCCAACUCUAAUUAUUUGGUUUUGGAGGCAUCUGAAAAUUUGCAACCUGCUGGCUCAUCUGCUGCUAAAGGUCCAUGCAAGGUGCUUCGUCUGCUAAAUAAACAAGCUGGAGAAAAGAAGAGAAUCGUGAGAUUAAAAUGA
This is a messenger RNA of Vicia faba (fava bean), 582 nucleotides long. The record is from the annotation of a GenBank genome assembly. NCBI's taxonomy places the organism in Eukaryota, Viridiplantae, Streptophyta, Magnoliopsida, Fabales, Fabaceae.